CGCGAGGAGGCUUCCAGGGAGUCGGCCGGGCGCACGAUUAGGACGCUCCGCGUCGAUUUCCGACGGCCGCCGAGGACGCGCAGACCCAGAAUAAGUCCAGGACAGAGAGCCGAGUGGACAAGUUCAAGAGUGCGAGCUCUACCCACGAUGAGCUUUUGGUCACGUUCGAGACGAUGGUGAUUAUGUAUUAGUCGUUCACUUCGGUUGGCACCGCGUGCAAGGUCACGCUCAAGAGUAAGAAGGCGGUGUGGGACACCAUCAGCGGGUACAAAGAGGGCGCCGAGAUCCAAUUCGAGGCGAAGGAGCUCGUCAUGAAGGUCGACAUGACAAAGGAGAAGUGGAAGGAGGCUGAGGAAAUUGGCCCCAUGUCGGAUGCUCUCCGGGAGGCGGCGCGCCAGGGGAAUUUCAAGCUGAAGUUGUCCGAGAAGCAGUUGUUGCGCGCGGCUGCGGGCCAGACGCGGGGGGGCAUCUGCGCGGUCGACACUGCCGGGGACGCGAUCAAGUGGGAGGCGCUGUCCGACAACGUCCUCUCCGGCGAGGGGAAGACCGAG
Messenger RNA from Prorocentrum cordatum, 551 nucleotides. Lineage: Eukaryota; Dinophyceae; Prorocentrales; Prorocentraceae. The record is from the annotation of a GenBank genome assembly.